Messenger RNA from Labrus bergylta (ballan wrasse), 1585 nucleotides. RefSeq names its product flap structure-specific endonuclease 1 (gene fen1). Gene Ontology annotation, molecular function: magnesium ion binding; RNA-DNA hybrid ribonuclease activity; 5'-flap endonuclease activity. NCBI's taxonomy places the organism in Eukaryota, Metazoa, Chordata, Actinopteri, Labriformes, Labridae. Gene Ontology annotation, cellular component: nucleus. The record is from RefSeq and is a predicted model, not a curated record.
UAGAUCGAUUGGUGAUGCCUGGUACUGGAUUUCCCGCGAAAGAAACGCAAUUUCUCGCGGUCGAGAGAAGCUGGGACAAGUGCACACAUUCAGUAUACACAUUGGUACCUCUGACUCAUUGUUCACAGACUUUGGUGUUUUCUGUCCAACACGAUGGGAAUACACGGACUCGCCAAGUUGAUUGCGGAUCAGGCCCCUGGAGCCAUCAAAGAGCAAGACAUCAAGAACUACUUUGGCAGGAAGAUUGCCAUAGAUGCCUCCAUGUGUAUGUACCAGUUCCUGAUAGCUGUGCGACAGGACGGGAAUGUUCUUCAGAACGAGGACGGAGAGACGACGAGCCACCUGAUGGGAAUGUUCUACCGGACAAUCCGCAUGCUGGAACAUGGCAUUAAACCUGUUUAUGUGUUUGACGGCAAGCCCCCACAGCUCAAGUCAGCAGAGCUGGAAAAGAGAGGGGAGAAGAGGGCAGAAGCUGAGAAGAUGCUUGCUCAAGCACAGGAAAUGGGAGAACAAGAGAACAUUGAAAAAUUCACCAAGCGUCUGGUCAAAGUCACCAAGCAGCAUAAUGACGAGUGCAAGAAGCUGCUGAGCCUGAUGGGAGUGCCUUACAUUGAGGCUCCAUGUGAGGCUGAGGCCAGCUGUGCAGCUCUGGUUAAAGCAGGGAAGGUCUUUGCUACGGCAACAGAAGACAUGGACGGGCUGACCUUCGGGACAAAUGUUCUCCUCAGACACCUAACGGCCAGUGAAGCAAAGAAACUUCCUAUCCAAGAGUUUCACUUCAGUCGCAUGCUGCAGGAUAUCGGUCUGACCAAUGAACAGUUUAUAGACCUAUGUAUUCUGCUGGGCUGUGACUACUGUGCCACCAUUAAGGGAAUCGGCCCGAAGAGAGCCAUCGACCUGAUCAAACAGCACGGAACCAUCGAGGAAAUCCUAGAAAACAUAGACCCCAAAAAGCACCCUGCCCCAGAGGACUGGCUGUACAAAGAGGCCAGGGGGUUAUUUUUGAAGCCAGAAGUGGUCGAUUGUUCUACGUUGGAGUUGAAGUGGGGUGAGCCGGAUGAGGAAGGACUUAUCCAGUUCAUGUGUAGUGAGAAACAGUUCAGUGAGGAGAGGAUGCGUAACGGCUGUAAGAAGAUUGUAAAGAGCCGUCAGGGCAGCACACAAGGACGACUGGACUCUUUCUUCUCCGUCACUGGAUCUCUGUCCUCCAAACGAAAGGAACCUGAGGUUAAAGGAUCGGCAAAAAAGAAGCAGAAGACUGGAGCCACGCCAGGCAAAUUCAGGAAAGGAAAAUAGAUCGAUCCCAGAGCUCGAUCGGCUCCUUUAAAAAGUGAUGUUUGUUAAAUGAACCACAAACUAGAUAAAGAGUAAAGAAGAAAACAUCGAGCUCCCAGUGUGAGAAGAGGAAGCUGCUGCCCAUUUACACAACGUGAGGUUGUGUUUAAUGAUUUGUCUAGAUUUACAACUCGAUUUACAUGGCCACAUAUGAUGUUAAAAAGAAAAGCAAGUCUGUUUUAACAAGUGUUAAAGGGUUUAGAAAUGUGUUGUUUCUGUUACAGAAUAAAAAAAAUCAUUAUCUGUAGAA